Protopolystoma xenopodis is the source of this 135-nucleotide messenger RNA. Lineage: Eukaryota; Metazoa; Platyhelminthes; Monogenea; Polystomatidea; Polystomatidae. The record is from the annotation of a GenBank genome assembly.
AUGGAGUCGAAGCUGUUGGUGAGAUUCGAUGUACAAUCUAUGUACACAAACAUCUCAGGAGAGAAGGCGGUAAGCGCCUUGCUGGAGAUAUUGGAGCGAGAAGAGGACAUCAUGGAGGCAGAACGAAUACGGAAA